Ramularia collo-cygni is the source of this 1167-nucleotide messenger RNA. RefSeq lists its product as uncharacterized. The record is from RefSeq and is a predicted model, not a curated record. Gene Ontology annotation, molecular function: ATP binding; protein kinase activity. The transcript has 2 exons. The coding region runs from base 1 to 1167 and encodes 388 amino acids. NCBI's taxonomy places the organism in Eukaryota, Fungi, Ascomycota, Dothideomycetes, Mycosphaerellales, Mycosphaerellaceae. Gene Ontology annotation, biological process: protein phosphorylation.
AUGUGGGUUCGAGUUGACGAAGAUGAGAAUAUUGCCGAACGUCGUGUUGUCAAGACCGUUCAGGUCUUGCGUGAUGUAUGGUUAGAUGCUACCAAAUGGACUGGUGAUGUCAAGGACUAUCAGCAGCGUUUACCCAUGGACUAUCAUCUGCAGCGAAAACUCUGUACGGCAGCUGAUGGCGGGGAGUUCUUCAAUCGCGUCAGAGCAUGUGUGAUAGAUAAUGAAGCGUGGACUUAUAAGCUUGUUCUGGAUUACUGCGACCAGGGACACGUCGGCAGCAUACUCAGGAGAUAUCGGGACGAAGAUGGCGAUGGCAAUGUCCCUGAGCCGUUGGCAUGGAGUAUCCUCGAAGGUCUCAUCAAGGCAGUCCUCGUUAUGCAGCAAGGCGCGAUUCAGAGUCAAGAGGAAGAUUGGAAGGAAGUUGUACAUCGUGACUUCAAACCGGACAACGUCUUCCUAACCAGAGUUCCCAACUCCGAAUACCCCCGAAUCCAACUCAGCGACUUCGAACACAGCAUCGAAACCACACGCGACGACCCCUUCAACCCGAAAGUCUGGCGAGAAGACGCAGCCGGCCACGACGCAUACUGGGCGCCCGAGCUCCGCACACCCAGACAUCGCGCCGCUAUCAUUAGAGGAUAUCCCGAAAAAGGCCUCUCACUCCCCACCAUUCCCCGACAAGAUCUCACGGCGGAUAAAGUGUGCUCAACGGUCAAUGUAUGGAAUAUAGGCACCACCAUGUUCACUCUAAUGUGUGGAGCCGAGAUCCGUCCCGUCAAAUUCGAGGGAGUGGAUUAUCCCGGUAUGCUCUGGAAUCGUGAGGAUAUGUGGUGGGAGAAUUGGGAUCGUGGGGCUUUGGAGUACUAUAGUGAGGAGCUAGUACAGCUGGUGAGGAAUUGUUUGGAAGAUGAUCCGACGAUGAGGCCUACGCCUGGGGAGCUGUUGUUAUCUGUUCAGGCCGUUUCGGAAGAUGCUUUGUGUGAGAGGAGGAAGGGUGCUCGUGGUGCUACUGCGGAUGAUGUUAAUAAUUGGGAUGAUGAUGAUGGUCCAAUGGACUAUAUUCGUGCAGCGGAUCGAUACAAGAUUGGUUUGUCGUUUGAUACUCUAGCCACGGGAGAGGAUUUAUCUUCAGACUGGUCGGUCAACGCGAGUGACGAGGGUAGUUGA